AUGCGUGUCUGGCAGAAAAAUCCUCUCAAGCUAGGGGACAGUGACUCUGAUAAGGACCUGAAGACAAUGUCUGAUUUGUUUUAUACAAAGUUGAAGCAAUUGAAAAAUAACGGCCCAACAGCCAAGUUGUGGGUGCAGUACAUUGAAGCCGUGCUUAUUGUCUUGCGUUUUAUUGAAGCAGAACGUCUUGGAAACUGGGACCUUCAUCUUGAUUGCGUUCGAAGAAUGUUGCCAUUGUUUCAUCCCGCGGGACAUUUUCAAUAUGCAAAAGCAGCUCAGAUUUAUUUGCAGGAUAUGGUACUUCUACAGGACAUCAUGGAUCCUCAAGAGUUUCACCAGUUUGCCACGCAGGGUUAUUUCACUAUCCACAGGUCGGAUAAGGCUUGGUCCGGAAUCUGGAGUGACAUGACAAUCGAGCGCAGACAUUGA
Acanthoscelides obtectus is the source of this 429-nucleotide messenger RNA. The record is from the annotation of a GenBank genome assembly. Lineage: Eukaryota; Metazoa; Arthropoda; Insecta; Coleoptera; Chrysomelidae.